This is a messenger RNA of Macaca mulatta (Rhesus monkey), 1138 nucleotides long. It is a transcript of the gene RFXAP, whose product is annotated as regulatory factor X associated protein. Gene Ontology annotation, biological process: regulation of transcription by RNA polymerase II. Lineage: Eukaryota; Metazoa; Chordata; Mammalia; Primates; Cercopithecidae. Gene Ontology annotation, cellular component: nucleus. The record is from RefSeq and is marked provisional.
GCGCUUUCCCGUAGCGUGUCUUGAGUCUUUAUUUUGCGAAGUGCCGCUAGGCCAGGCAGGUGCUAAAAGCCCGGAGUCGUGGACCCCGGCCAGGUCUCAGCAGCAUGGAGGCGCAGGGUGUCGCGGAGGGCGCGGGGCCGGGCGCCGCCAGCGGCGUGCCCCACCCCGCGGCCCUAGCCCCGGCUGCGGCUCCCGCCCUGGCGCCAGCCCCGGUGGCGACCGCGGCCUCGCAGUUCACCCUGCUGGUGAUGCAACCCUGUGCUGGGCAGGACGAGGCCGCGGUCCCCGGGGGCAGCGUUGGGGCGGGCAAGCCCGUUAGGUACCUGUGCGAAGGGGCCGGGGAUGGCGAAGAGGAGGCUGGGGAGGACGAAGCGGACCUGCUAGACACUUCGGACCCUCCAGGGGGAGGCGAGAGCGCGGCUAGUUUGGAGGAUCUGGAGGACGAGGAGACCCACUCGGGGGGCGAGGGCAGCAGCGGGGGCGCCCGGAGGCGGGGCAGCGGCGGGGGCAGCAUGAGCAAGACCUGCACCUACGAAGGCUGCAGCGAGACCACGAGCCAGGUGGCCAAGCAGCGCAAGCCGUGGAUGUGCAAGAAACACCGCAACAAGAUGUACAAGGACAAGUAUAAAAAGAAGAAGAGCGACCAGGCCCUGAACUGCGGUGGGACUGCCUCGACUGGCAGCGCGGGAAACGUCAAACUCGAGGAAAGUGCAGAUAACAUACUCUCCAUUGUUAAACAAAGAACAGGAUCUUUUGGGGAUCGUCCUGCAAGACCUACUCUUUUAGAACAAGUGUUAAAUCAAAAAAGACUGUCGUUACUAAGAAGUCCAGAAGUAGUGCAAUUUUUACAGAAACAGCAACAACUAUUAAAUCAGCAAGUUUUGGAGCAAAGACAGCAGCAGUUUCCAGGAGCAUCAAUGUGAGGGAACUUAUCAAGAACAUCUACAUGGUUUUUAUCUUACUGUAAUAGAUGAGCAUAUUUUUUUACCAAAUAUAAAUGGGGUAAUAAUAUAUGCCUGUAGAACAUAAACAUUUUCCUGUAAAUGUAUGUGUGCAUUUGGGGAUAAAUAAGUAUUGCACUUUGUGCAUCUAAUCUUUCAGAUUACUAUGAGUUUGAAGAAGUCAGCUUAUCUUUCCA